Molecule: messenger RNA, 2234 nt
Organism: Daucus carota subsp. sativus
Lineage: Eukaryota; Viridiplantae; Streptophyta; Magnoliopsida; Apiales; Apiaceae
Product: GDP-L-galactose phosphorylase 1
Exons: 7
Coding region: 647-1978 (443 amino acids)
Biological process (GO): glucose metabolic process
Cellular component (GO): cytoplasm
Molecular function (GO): GDP-D-glucose phosphorylase activity
Source: RefSeq, a predicted model, not a curated record
UGGACCACGGAUAGGGAUCCUGGGUCAAGUAAAAGUACGCAGACACGUAGGUACAUAGUCUAGCAGCCACUCAACCAAUAAGCGCUUAAACUCAACCACAAGCCGUGACGCCUGGAUUGGCAUGCUCCACUCCUCUCCUCUCCUCUCUAUAUAUCCCCAUUCCUCUCCCACCACAAAAAAGAAAAAACACACAGCUCUCUCAUCUUAUAAUUAAUCUUCAUUCAUAAUCUCUCUCCCUCUCUCUCUCUCGCUCGCCAAGUGUUUGACGAAAUAGAAGCAAAACAGGGUAAGAGCCCAGGAUCGACAAGUUGUAGACAUCACGGCUAAACACAGGAUAUCCCGGGGACUAGUCCAUGUCCAUUCCGUGCGUAGCAAGGGUAUUUCUGUCAUAACCACUACUGAAACCAACCCCUUGCCGCACGGUGGUCGUGGUGCCUUGCCUUCUGAAGGCGGCAGUCCCUCCGACCUCCUCUUUCUCGCCGGCGGUGGUUCCCUCUCUCCCUUGUCCUCUUUUUCUUAGCUUUCCAAUUUCUCUACGUAUUCCUUGCCUUGGUUAGAUCUAUUUGCCUUUGGGUUCGUAUUUGAUAGAUUAUACAUAUAUAAAUAUUUCGAAGUCAAACAAUAUUAAGAAGAAUUUAAGAAGAAGAUGUUGAGGAUUAAGAGGGUUCCCACCGUCGUCUCUAAUUACCAAAAGGAAGACGGGGAAGAAGCCUCCCGCCAAACCACCGGAGGUUGUGGCCGGAAUUGUCUCAACAACUGUUGCCUUCCAGGCUCAAAGCUGCCUUUGUAUGCUUUUAAGAAGGAGACUGCCAAGGAAUUGGCUGCUGAGGAGAUUAAGCAGCAGCCGCAGCAGCCUCCGGUUGCUUUCCUCGAAUCCCUCCUCCUUGGGGAGUGGGAGGACCGUAUGCAGAAGGGCCUUUUCCGCUAUGAUGUCACUGCCUGUCAAACCAAGGUGAUCCCUGGAGACCAUGGAUUCAUUGCUCAGCUUAACGAGGGCCGCCACCUCAAAAAGAGGCCAACUGAGUUUAGAGUCGACAAGGUGCUGCAGCCUUUUGAUGGAUCCAAAUUCAACUUUACUAAAGUUGGGCAGGAAGAGGUCAUCUUCCAGUUUGAAGCAAGCGAGGAUGGUGAAAUUCAGUUCUUUCCAAAUGCCCCGAUUGAUGUUGCCAACUCCCCUAGUGUUGUUGCCAUUAAUGUCAGUCCCAUUGAAUACGGGCAUGUACUUCUUAUCCCUCGUGUUCUUGAGUGCUUACCACAAAGGAUUGACCAUGAAAGCCUCUUGCUGGCGCUUUACAUGGCAGCAGAAGCAGGGAGUCCAUACUUCCGUCUGGGAUACAAUAGCCUGGGGGCAUUUGCUACCAUUAAUCACCUUCACUUCCAGGCAUACUACCUGGCUGUCCCCUUCCCAAUAGAGAAAACGAGCACUAAGAAUAUCACAACUCUAAGUGGUGGGAUUGAAAUCUCCCAGCUAUUGAAUUAUCCUGUCAGAGGUCUUGUGUUUGAGGGUUCAAGUCUGGAGAAUUUGUCAGCAGCAGUUGCAGACGCUUGCAUAUGCCUUCAGAUUAAUAACAUACCUUACAAUGUCCUCAUCUCUGACUCUGGAAGGCGCAUCUUUCUCCUACCACAGUGUUAUGCUGAGAAACAAGCUCUUGGGGAAGUGAGUUCUGAACUAUUGGACACCCAAGUGAAUCCCGCAGUUUGGGAAAUUAGUGGACAUAUGGUGUUGAAAAGAAAAGAGGACUAUGACGAGGCAUCCGAGGAAAAUGCUUGGAGGCUUCUUGCUGAGGUCUCUCUCUCCGAAGAGAGAUUCCAGGAAGUGAAAGAUAUCAUCUUUGAGGCAAUCACUUGUGCUGUUGAUGAAUGUUUGGUCACCACUCGUAGCUCUGAUGAGGACCAAGACGUUGAGGGCCGAUCUCAUGAAAAAACCGUGAACCUUGCAAUUGUGCCAGGGAAGCCAGAAUGCCUUGUGCAGAAUUAAGAAUUUGGCAUUAAAGUAGUAUUCAUGCAUUUAAACUUCACGUAUGGGGAGUUUCAGUGAGUUUCUCGGUGAAACUAUCCUCUAGAUAAAAUAAAGCAAAAUAUUAUUGCUUUGUGGCUGCUGCCAACUACAUACAUGUAAUAUCUGAAUCUGUUUUUCUGGUUUUCUCCUUGGUUGAUAUGUAAGAUAAUAUGUAAUAUCGACCAUGUCUUGCUCUCAUGAGCGGCUUGUCAAUUUAAGUGGGUUAGCAUUGUAA